AUGGGCUCCAUCAGUGCAGCAAAUGCAGAAUUCUGUUUUGAUGUGUUCAAAGAGGUGAAAUUUCACCGCGGCAAUGACAACGUGCUCUUUUCCUCCCUGAGCAUGCUUUCAACCCUGGCCCUGGUGUAUAUGGGAGCGAGGGGUAAGACUCAAUCCCAGAUGGAGAAGGUUCUUCACUUUGACAAUGUUACAGGAGAUGGAGACAUUUCUGAUUCUCAGUGUGGCGCUGCUGAGUACAUCCACAAAUCAUUCAAGGAUCUUCUCUCAGACAUCAGCAGGCAAAAUGCUACUUACUCACUCAGGAUUGCUGACAGACUCUAUAUUGAGAAAACAUACCCUAUUCUGGAGGAAUACAUAAAGUGCGCAAAGAAAUUCUACAGAGCAGAGCUGGAAGAAGUUGACUUCAAAACAGCUGCAGAGGAAGCAAGACAGCUCAUCAAUUCCUGGGUGGACAAAGAGACAAAUGGACGGAUCCAAGACUUCCUUGUGUCAGACUCUGUUGAUCUCGAUACUGCGCUGGUCUUUGUGAAUGUCAUUUACUUCAAAGGGAUAUGGAAAACUGCAUUUAAAGAAGAACACACUAGGGAAGAGCCUUUCAAUGUGACUGAGCAAGAGAGCAGACCUGUGCAAAUGAUGUGUCAGAACAGCACCUUCAAAGUGGCAAGAGUGGCUGAAGAGAAAAUUAAGAUCCUGGAACUUCCAUAUGCCAGUGGAGAGCUGAGCCUGUUGGUACUGCUGCCUGAUGACAUCUCUGGCCUGGUGCAGCUUGAGAACAAAAUCAGCUAUGAAAAACUCUUGGAGUGGACCAGCUCCAAGGUGAUGGAAAAGAAGAGGGUGACAGUGUACCUGCCACGCAUGAAGAUUGAGGAGAAAUAUAACCUCACGUCUGUCUUGACAUCCUUGGGUAUGACCGACCUGUUCAGCCCCUCGGCCAACCUCUCUGGCAUCUCUUCAGCAGAGGGCCUGAGGAUAUCUGAGGCCAUCCACGAGGCAUUCAUGGAAGUCACUGAAGAGGGCACUGAGGAGGCUGGUGGCUCAGAGGUUGUGACUGGAGACAUCCAACAUUCCUCUGAGUUUGAAGAGUUCAGGGCUGACCACCCAUUCCUUUUCUUGAUUAAACACAAUCCAAGUGACAUGAUCCUCCUCUUUGGCAGAUAUUGUUCCCCCUAA
Cinclus cinclus is the source of this 1170-nucleotide messenger RNA. RefSeq names its product ovalbumin-related protein Y-like. The coding region runs from base 1 to 1170 and encodes 389 amino acids. Lineage: Eukaryota; Metazoa; Chordata; Aves; Passeriformes; Cinclidae. Gene Ontology annotation, biological process: negative regulation of endopeptidase activity. The transcript has 7 exons. The record is from RefSeq and is a predicted model, not a curated record. Gene Ontology annotation, molecular function: serine-type endopeptidase inhibitor activity.